Durusdinium trenchii is the source of this 681-nucleotide messenger RNA. The record is from the annotation of a GenBank genome assembly. Lineage: Eukaryota; Dinophyceae; Suessiales; Symbiodiniaceae.
GGGGGCUGCCCGCGGGAAGCUCGCAGGCGGCGGUGGUAUCCAUCCCUGGCUUUCGUUCACCAGGUUGCCUUCAGCGACGACUUGGUCAUCCCUUUGUGUGCCUCAUGUGGAGCCAGGAGAGGAAUCGAAGCCGCUCUAGAUCCCGCUCUCCACUCGACGGAGCCGUGGAAGAGGUCCGACCUGGAUUUCACCGCCAGGAUGCCAUACUGGACUGGUCUCCUUUGAUUGAUGAUUUUGGACCAUAUCCAUUGAGGCCCCGAAACCUAUUUCCGAGUACGCCAGACACGGUUGCCGAUUCUGAUGCUUCUACUGUGGCUUGUUGUGAUGAAAUGAAGCCUACCAUUGGUGCUAACACCAAGAAGCGGGAGAUCGCUGCUCUUGAAGCCCAAGACAUUCUGGAUGACCAUGUCCACCGAACCGCUUUUGCUAGCACGGUGCUCACAGAAGUCAAGACCUUGUUGCAUCGGCCGUACUCUUUGGAGCUUCCUGUCAAGGCUUUGCGUCGGGCAUCGCUUAUGUUGUCGGAAGCUGAAAUUCAAAUGGAAGCGGGCGAAUAUGACCCAGAGUUUAUUUUGAGCUUGUCGCGAAGGACGACGCUCAACUUUGAUCCAUCCUUUGACUCAAAUGGGUCUGACUAGUGUUUCUUUGACGCCUUGGGGAUCCAUGCAGGGUGGUGUGCAA